Molecule: messenger RNA, 705 nt
Organism: Cavenderia fasciculata
Lineage: Eukaryota; Evosea; Eumycetozoa; Acytosteliales; Cavenderiaceae
Gene: psmD10
Product: ankyrin repeat-containing protein
Exons: 3
Coding region: 1-705 (234 amino acids)
Molecular function (GO): protein binding
Source: RefSeq, a predicted model, not a curated record
AUGUCAAAAUUCUUAAAUAAAGGACAAACAAAUACUAAACAAGAUGAUUUGUUUCAAGCUGUAAAAGAUGGCAACAUGACAAAUGUACAGAAUCUCAUAGAACAAGAUAAAGUAUCACCUGCUCAAAUGGACGAUGACGAUCGUACAUUAUUGCAUCUUGCAGCUGCAGCUGGUCAUGUUGCAAUUGCCAACUAUCUCAUUGUUAAACAUAACCUAUCUGUCAAUACUUCUGAUGAUGGUGGAUGGACUCCACUUUUAAGUGCUGCAAGUGCUGGACAUACAAAUAUGGUAAAGUUAUUAUUAGAAAAUAAUGCAGAUCCAAAUGUUGCAACUGAAUCAAAGAGAACACCAUUACAUUAUGCAUGUUCAAAGGGUAGAUCAGAUAUUGUUGAUUUGCUAUUAAAUGCAGGUGCCAAGAGUGUAAAGGAUGAGACUGGAUCAGCACCAAUUCAUAGAGCCGCUGCAAAUGGAAACCCAAAUGUCAUCACACGAUUGAUAAAGGCCGGACACAAUAUAAACUCUCAAAAUGCAGAAUUGGAUACUGCUGCUCAUAUCGCUGCUGUCUAUGGAAAUGAAGAGAUUAUCCAAGCACUUUUAUCCAACAAUGCCGAUUUUACUUUGGAGAAUAAAGAAUCAAAAACUCCUUCCCAAGUUUGUACUUCUGCUGGUAUCAAAUAUUUAAUUGAUGAAUAUUCCAAAAAAUAA